CGCACACCUCUCUCCCAGGUGAGGCGCUCCUGAGCGGGGCCCCUGCUCCGUCUCUCCAUGAACCAGCACCGCCCGCAGGAGCAUUUUCUGGUGAUCGGAGGCAAGAACUGCUGUGUGUUCCGAGAUGACUUCAUUGCCAACGUGCUGCCACCCGUGCUGGGGCUGGAGUUCGUGUUCGGGCUCCUGGGCAAUGGCCUCGCCUUGUGGAUUUUCUGCUUUCACCUCAAGUCCUGGAAAUCCAGCCGGAUUUUCUUGUUCAACUUGGCCGUGGCUGACUUUCUCCUCAUCAUCUGCUUGCCCUUCCUGACGGACAACUACAUGAGGAAGUGGGACUGGAAGUUCGGGGAUGUCCCUUGUCGGCUGAUGCUCUUCAUGCUGGCCAUGAAUCGCCAGGGCAGCAUCAUCUUCCUCACCGUGGUGGCCGUGGACAGGUACUUCCGGGUGGUUCACCCCCACCACGCUCUCAACAAGAUCUCCAACCAGACGGCAGCCGUCAUUUCGUGCCUCCUGUGGGGCGUCACCAUCGGCCUGACCGUCCACCUCCUCAACAAGAAGAUGCUGACCCCCAACGGCGCGGCCAACCUGUGCAGCAGCUUCAGCAUCUGUGAGGCCUUCCGCUGGCACGACGCCAUGUUCCUGCUGGAGUUCUUCCUGCCGCUCGCCAUCAUCCUCUUCUGCUCGGUCCGCAUCGUGUGGAGCCUGCGGCAGAGGCAGAUGGACCGGCACGCCAAGAUCCGCAGAGCCAUCAACUUUGUCCUGGUGGUGGCCGUGGUCUUCGUCAUCUGCUUCCUGCCCAGCGUGGCCGUGCGCAUGCGCAUCUUCUGGCUGCUGCACACGUCGGGGACGCGCGACUGUGGCGUGUACCGCUCCGUGGAUCUGGCCUUCUUUAUCACCCUCAGCUUCACCUACAUGAACAGCAUGCUGGACCCGCUGGUCUACUACUUCUCUAGCCCCUCGUUCCCCAACUUCUUCUCCAUGCUUUUCAACCGCUGCCUCCGGAGGAGGGCUCCGCCCGGCGAACCAGACAACAACAGGAGUACCAGCGUGGAGCUCACGGGGGACCCGAGCUCCCUCCGGAGUCCGGACGCCCUGAUGGCCGAGCCCAGCUGCCCGUGGAGCCCCUCGCACAUGGCCCCAAGCCCUCGCUAAGCAGUGGCGCUGGGAAAGGUGGAGACGGUGGGCAGGAGCCAGGUCUCUGCAGGCACGUGGGACCCGGUGUGUUGAGCUGGGCUUGAGGUUUCCUGAAACUUCUGCAUUCAGAGAAAUCACACAGUGGCGCAGUGGGCUGCGUGGUAACAGGCUGUCACUGCAGACACUGGAGGGGGAGGCAAGGGGAACCGAUCUUGGAGCUUCCAGGCAACUGAAGUCAUGCAGGCUUUAGCACCUAUGUUUGCAGGACUGAAGAUGGGCAGGGCUGGAACCCCUGGGUGGUUUGGGGUUUCUGACCUCGUGCCUGAGACGUGGUGGACGGUCUUCAGCUCCCAGGGCAGCAGCUGGCUCGGAGUGAGCUUAGCAGAGGCUGGGAAGGUUGGGGGGGACUCAGGCGUCCAGGAACCCGCCAGAAAGGGAGGAGGAAAAGGUUCAUAAAUUGUGCAUGAAUAUCUGAGUUUGCAGCAGCGGUGACAAGGGGAUUG
This is a messenger RNA of Ochotona curzoniae (black-lipped pika), 1634 nucleotides long. It is a transcript of the gene HCAR2, whose product is annotated as hydroxycarboxylic acid receptor 2. Gene Ontology annotation, molecular function: G protein-coupled receptor activity. Gene Ontology annotation, biological process: G protein-coupled receptor signaling pathway. Bases 58 to 1149 code for a protein of 363 amino acids. NCBI's taxonomy places the organism in Eukaryota, Metazoa, Chordata, Mammalia, Lagomorpha, Ochotonidae. The record is from RefSeq and is a predicted model, not a curated record. The transcript has a single exon. Gene Ontology annotation, cellular component: membrane.